Messenger RNA from Bicyclus anynana (squinting bush brown), 6573 nucleotides. RefSeq lists its product as uncharacterized. The transcript has 9 exons. NCBI's taxonomy places the organism in Eukaryota, Metazoa, Arthropoda, Insecta, Lepidoptera, Nymphalidae. Bases 453 to 1739 code for a protein of 428 amino acids. The record is from RefSeq and is a predicted model, not a curated record.
UAAUGCAUGGAGCAUGGACAUAAAGUAACGAGACAGACAAGACAAUUCGAUAUACGCUGUGAUGAAGUAAAUUUGCUGGCAAAUAUAAAUAAACAAGCGAAUAAAAUUAAAAUGGCUAGAACUCAAAGCCAGUUUGAUAAGCAAAUGUUUGACUUUGACAGUUGACACUUAUUUUGACAGUUGAAUUAUUGCUAUUGGAGUUUUUAGGCGUCCGCGUACGAAACGAAUCAAAUUGUUUGUUGAAAUAAAUAAACAAUAAUAGAACAUUCUUGUAAGAAUUCAUUAGCAGGGAAGUUCGACUGUUUGAGUAUUAGUAAUAAUUAGCAGUGCUGAACAUUGGGACUGUGCGUUCUGUCUGCAUUCGCUAAGGUCGCAGUGCAGCGUGUUGUGGUGUCGACUUAUGCGGCUUAGCUCGACCGGGCCGGCCCCAGCGAAGUGCGCGCCGCUCGGAGAUGGCCCUGGGGGGCGCCGCGCUGCUGCCGCACGCCAGCGUGCUGGACCAGCUGCUCGAGGAGAUCAACUUCCAGCGCACCAAGGAAAUGCGCCAGCUCAUGAAAGAUGACUCGGGCUUCGUGGUGCUGCAGGGGACCACGUACUGGACGGACCUGUUCGUGCGCCACUUCCUGUUCCAGGAGGAGCGCUCCAUCGACUGCGACGACCUGCUGUUCUUCGUGCGCAAGCGCCACGUGAAGGGCACGUCGCGCUACCUGCCCAAGUAUGAGACCGACGUGGAGGUGUUCCGCAAGGACUCCAAGAAGCUGCCCAUCGGCGACCCGGAGAUCGACUGGGAGGAGACGGUGUACCUCAACCUCGUGGUGCACCAGUUCGACUACACGCUCACGCUGGCCAUCUGCACGCGCACCAGCCCCAAGGAGCUGCAGGUGCUGCGGCGCCACUCGCAGAAGGUGUACGCGUCGCCCAGCCGCCGCAAGAUGGACACCAAGGGCGAGGGCGAGGAGAUGACCUACCCCCACAUCUGCUUCAUGGUGGACAACUUCGAUGAGGUGUUCUGCGACAUCGUGGUGCGCGACGGAGAGAUGGUGUGCGUGGAGCUGGUGGCGCGCGGGCGCGGCGGCGCGGCGCAGGCCGUCAUCUUCCUCGGCUCCAUCCGCUACGACGCGCUCACCAGGGUGUACGACGCCAGGCAAUCGUCGCUGUCGACGAAGGUGGCGCAGCGCAUGUCGUUCGGGCUGCUGGGGCGCGCGGCGGCGGCGCGCUGCGAGUUCGUGCGCAUGAAGGGGCCGGGCGGCAAGGGGCACGCCGAGGUGGCCGUGUCGCGCCCGCGCGCCGCCGGCGUGCACACGCCCAGCUCCGAGCCCGGCCUGGCGGCGCCCGAGCUGUGGGACAGCGACUGGGAGGACGACCCCGACGAGCUGUUCCUGUACCGCCACCAGCGCCGCCUGAGCGACCCCAGCGCCAACAUCACCACGUUCGUGCGCGGCGGCUGGCGCGCGCGCGAGCGCGACGACAAGAGCCGCUCCGAGAACGAGGGGCUCGACUCGCUCUCCGACGGGUUCGCGGAGGUGGAGGCGGGCGACCUGCGCGACGAGCUGGACGACGGCGCCUACAACCCGCUGUGGGCCAUGCGCGGGUUCACGCAGACGUUCCACCUGUGGAAGGAGGGGCGGCGCGCGCAGUCGGCGCCGCUCAACGCCUUCCUCACCUACGUCACGCUGCCGUGGUGGAGCAUCGCCAAAGACAUCUUGGACCAUCGCGAGGAACCCAUCCUGACCUUCUGAGAGCGGCGCCGCUCUCGGAACGCCUCCGCUGACCCCGCGACCCCGCGACCCCGCGACGUCGUCUAAGAUCCGGCAUUAGAAAUUAUACCCUGAUCUGUUAUUCAUUAGUGCUAUGAAAUAAAUGAUAGAUAAUGUUCACAGUGACACAUUGCAAAUAGGUUGCCUAGUUCAAUUGCAGCCAAACACAUUUUUCAUACAAAAUCUAGGAAACCAUGAACUUGGUUAAAGGCAAUACAGUUAAAUUAAGCAUAAAAUUUGACAUAUUAGACGACUAAAUAACCGAUGAGGGUAUAUAAAUAACAUAGUUAACUGUUUAUAUCUGUCAACCCCACAGUUGCAGUGUGAAAGUAGGUAACCCAAAGAAUUUAAAUUAUAAAAUUUCAAUUCUUUUGGGUAGAUUCUAUUAACUAAUGUACGAUUUUCUUUAUUUAACCAAUGAGAGAAGAAGAUUAAAUAAAUAAAAAUAAAAACCAUUUAAUAUUAUUCGGCCGCAAUUUAACUAGGCAACCUAUGGGUCAAUGUGAAUAUUUUCUAUAAUUUAAUUGUUAUCCCAAUUAAAUAACAGAUGAGGGUAUAUAUUUGUUAUAUCGGAUCUCGCACUAACACGAGCAUUCCAAACUAUAGACAGUUAAACCGUCGACUUUGAGUUAAGUUUGUACAAGAUCUCAAGUUGUGUGUGAUGUAUCAGUUAAGUUAUACAUAUUAUUAUUUAUUUUAUAUUUUUCUAGUCAUUUUAGCUAUAUCUGUUUCACGCAGACUGCCAUUAUAUUAGUUGUUUGAAUAUUGUCGAUACAUUAUCUCGUUUGCUAUUUCCUUUGUAUCAGGAAAAGAAAAUGUGCGUCAGCUGCGACGCACGAAUGGAGUUUACUCUUUCAGAUCGACUGUCUGAAUAGUGUUUGUUGUCCCGCAGCAUACACUGUGUACGUCUCAAUACCAACGCCUGAUAAGUGAAAGGUGCGCAACCGAGGAGCAGCCGACUGCGUCGUGACCACGCAUGUGCACGCUCGUGUGGGCAGCGCACGGUGAAAGGUGCUCAAAAUAGGUUGCGCACAAAAAAUGUAACGCUGUCAUUCGUUCAUCGAAUUUUACUGCCCAUAUUUUUUUCAUACCGGAGGCAUUAUAUGAAAAAUCGAUUCUUAAGGAGUAAACUCCAAAUAUAAUUGACCUGAUGUAACUUCUGUUAACUGCAAGUUGACUAAACUAGUCUAAACUUGACGUGUGUAAAGUUAACGUCAUGAUCUAUAGUUGUAAGCGCCGCAUACACUUCCGUGUUUCGUUCGUUUCGUUUUUCCGUGUUCGGAAAACCGAAUGUAUGAUAUCAAUAUCGUUAUCAACCCAUAUUCAGCUAUUCGGCUCACUGCUGAGCUCGAGUCUCCUCAGAAUGAGAGGGGUUAGGCCAAUAGUCCACCACGCUGGCCCAAUGCCGAUUGACAGACUACACACUCAGAGAAUUAAGAAAAUUCUCUGGUAUGCAGGUUUCCUCACAAAAUCAAUAUAAUAGUAGUUAAUGAAACGGUUGCAUAAUGACAGUCAUUAAAGCACGAGUUACAUUUUAUAAAACGAACGAAGUGAGUUUUUUAAUAGAGGCACGAGUGUUGCCAAGUUAUGCACGUUGCAUACUCUACUUUAUCUAAUCUCAUGCAAUAGGAAUCUAACAAAAUUAAAUUUUUGCGACUUAGAAGGUAAAGGAUUUGUUGUUGUUGUUGUUGGUUGUACUUGUAGUACUUUCUGAUAUAUCCGGGAGAGUUUGUUCCAUAUCAGAGCUCGAGUCAGUGAUUUUGCUAAAAAUACAAAGCUAAAAUGCAUUUAAAAUAUAAAUUUGUAAUAAACCAAUAAUGGAAUUCGAGUGGCACCAAAAUUAUAUUAUGAAAUACAAUAUUUUUUUAAGUGUAUACCAACAGGCAAAGAUUGUCGCCUGUACAGCCAUGUUCAUACUCGUAUUUGCAUCACAAUUUAAAUUACUGUACUGUUCAAAUUGUUAAUUAUUUGAUUAAUACAUUUUAAUUAAAAUAAUUAAUUAUUUAAACAUUAAACAUUGUUAAAAAAUCAAGAACCCAGAGCUAUACCUGUGUUAUAACAGUAAAAAAGUUAUAUUAAAACACACUUUUCAUACAAAAAGCAGUGUUAUAAUGUAAUUUUUUAAUUUAUUACAGUAUGCAUGUGAAUAAUCUAUGCCAUUAUAUUAUAUUUUUUAUUUCAUAAUUGGAAUAUUAUGACACGAUAUUUUAGAUAAAAUACAUUAAAUGAUGCAUAAUAGGUACGUUUUCUCCGAAAGGAACAAAUUCUUCGCUUACGUAACGAAUGCGAGCCCUUGCGACAAAAUACAUUCCGAAUGAAGAAAAACGUAGUCUGCGGUAGUCUCAAGGAAUUCCAAAUCGAAAUCACGCAUUAGGGAAACAAAUAAGUUCAUCUAUCACCAUUAUCUUAUAAUAUUAAUACUUGACCUUUCGAAAGUGCUUGUAAACUAAGCCCAAUUGAAAUAAAUGAAUAUUGACUAUUUAAAAAAAAUACGGAAAACGCGUGUAUGCGGCCUUAGAAAUGUUAAUCGGAACAUGAGUUGCAUGAAACAAUAGUGAAUAAUAAUUGUGAUUUGCAUAUUAUUAAUUAUUAUCAAUAGUUAAUUCUGUGUGUGUUGUGCUUAAGUCUAUAUUUAUUUAUUUUUAAAUUAAUAUAGUUCAUUAUUUUAAAACUUUCGUUUCUAGUCAUUUAUAUCAAAAAUGGUGUUCAAAACGAAUAUAAUGAAAGCAAUGAUGUACUGUGAAACACGGAUAGACAUUUUUUGAUUGAAUUUAUUUGAAGUAAAUUUUACGAAAUGUAUAAUAUAGUGGGUCGCAGAGAAUAUUGCCUUAUGUGUGUGUAAUGUAUUAUGAACGGUAUAUAUUGUAAUUAUUUUAGCGUGGCGCAUCAACGCGCGGCCUAAUGCGGGGCCUAUGAGCGAGCGCAACUUGCGACGCUACGUAGACCCUGCAGAAGCACAUCAGCGAAUGAUUUGACGCGUGAAGUUAAAUAUAAUUGACAUGUGCUCAGCUGCAUUUGUUGGUGUUGGUUCGGUUGUACACAGAUAGGAUUGCUCGUUAUAUGGAUCAUUAUUAUUAUUAACCCAUUCGGCUCAUUGCUGAGCUCGAGUCUCCUCUCAGAAUGAGAGGGGUUAGGCCAAUAGUCCACCACGCUGGCCCAAUGCGGAUUGGCAGACUUACAGACACACGCAGAGCAUUAAAAAAAUUCUCUGGUACGCAGAGGUCACAUCGAAUGGGCUAUCGCGGCUCUUUUUGAAGCAUAUUCAGAAAUAUAUUCAAAGAAAUAGUCAGGUGCAAUGUAUUUGCUAAUUGUUGGUAAUGUCAAUCUGUUUUGGGAGAGUUCUGUGGGCGCUUAAUGUUGUAAAAUGUGAAAUCCUUGAAAAUGACAGACUAGUGCAUCUGUGUGUGUAAACUGAAGUGAUGUUUUACAGCAGACAUACAUUGACAUUUGACAUUUACAUUAAAGUCAAACCAAAAAUCCUGGAACAUAUUGACUUUAUACGACAUUAAAUAUACGUACAUAUGUACUAUGUAAUAAUAGAUUGUGAAACAGUUACAUAAUAUAUAUAAUACGAGUUAAAAGUCUAUGCGACUCGCUGACAUUGUGGCACUUGUGACUUUGCUGUACAAUCGAACUGGCACCUGUUGUGGAGUAGGCGCGGCCAGCGGGAGAGGGCAGCACGGUGACACAGAUACCCUACCUUACGUCUGUUCCUACAAGUUUGUAACCAAGCGCCUGCGACAGCCAGACAAACCUCAUUGUGGGAAGGCUGAAAGCUUAUCAGCCUAUCCUCCUACCUUAGGUAAGCACGGCAGCCAAUAUCGACUUUGAAUUGUAGUUAUUUUGUGAGGUAGCAGGUUUCAAGGGACUCUCUUUUUCUCUUUCGCUUUAAACUUUCCAAGUUUAAGUUUCCAAGAAAUUUUUGUAUAUUUUCCACGGCAUAAUAUAAGAAACCAUAUCCUAAAUCGCCAAUCAAAUUCAGUUAUUCAUACAUAAUUAAUAAUUAUGAAUCAUAUUCAUCCGUUGCGUUUGUUUGUCUGUUCGUGAUAAACUCGGAAGUGAAGCAUUCAUCGUAACAAACCAAUGCCCAGGAUACUAGACUGAGUUUUAACUUUAAGUCGUCAGUCGCUUAGCUUCGCGGCCUCCCUCUGACAAACACCAAUAACUAUCAAACUCUAAGGUCUCUAGCGCAGAGCUGCCACGAAGCUAAGGAUCUGACCAGUGGUGACUCUCGUAUAAUAUCUCUGCGUAAGCGGCGUGGGCUGCCAUCCAAACUUUGUAAUUGGCUACCGUACUUACGGUAGGAGCAUGCGCUGACGAACUUUCAGCCUUCAGGCAUGUGUGGCAAUUCGCAGGCUCUCGCUCUACAUGGUCAUCGCCCGAACUAUUCUAUGACGUAGAUCACCCAUCACAGGCGAUCACCUACAAGUGAUUACCUCUACGCGCUUAGAUCUUGCUGUUGUCAUCGUGGCUGUCCUCUUGAGCCAAAAGACGUUUUGCUAUUUUAUGACUAAUACCUGUAGUAUCUAUGUGAUUAGAUGUUGGAUAACAUUUCGUUGUAUCUAAAUCAAAAUUGCAAUAAACCACAAUUAAAUUUAUCUAGUCAACAUCUAGUCUAAAAAAUCUGUGUUCCAAAUGACGGCACGAUUCCCUCAACACAAAGGCACACGGAUUUUGAUUUUUUAGGAUUUCGUGGAAAAUAGCAAAGUGUGUCAAUUGUUCAUAACGCGUAUGUAACGCGCCGCCGCUGGACUGCGGACUUGUGCAUUUACUUGUAAUAUUUUUAUGAUGUGAUGAAUAAACUAUAAUACUCGAA